CUCACGCACACUCACCUACACUGUACACGUACCAUAUAAGUAUAUAUGGUACAAUCUUCAAACGUGUCAACACUUGAUUGGUUUUAAACCCUCCAACUGAUAAUUUGAGUCAAUAAUUUCUUCACCUUUGGAACUAUUGCACCUCUCCAGAGUUCAGCCAUGGACACUGCAUUAGCUACAACGGUUAACGUCCUUGCAACUCCCGCCACUCAUAGACUAACCAACCCACCAAACUCAGCCCCAGCAUGGCUUGUCACCGGAUCAAACAUGCUCGAUCUUUAUGCCACCAACAGCUUUCUUAAACCCCAAACACCCCCAAACCCUAUCCCUAGAAAGAAAAACACUGCACUCUUCCUCACCCACUGCUCCACAAGACCUAACACCGACGACAGAGACAGUGCGACGGACGAGGAUUCGACCGUUGAGCCCAAUUCAAAUCCGAAUUUCGAGAAAUCAGCAACACCCAUUUCGAAUUAUGCACUUUCUUCUUCGAAUUCAUUGUUUUCUAGGGGUCUGGUGUUUGAUUUGGGCCCCGAGAACGCUUGGGAUUGUACCGAAAUCGGGUCUCCAGUUGUGAAAAGGUACCUCAGUGAUGAGGAGGAGAGGUGGUACCUGUGGUACCAUGGAAGGGGUAAUGGGAAUUCGGGUUCGGAUUCGAUCGGUUUGGCGGUUUCGAGCAAUGGAAUUCAUUGGGAGAGAGGCAGAGGACACAUUGGAUCGAGUGGGGAUGUGGGUUUGGUGUUGAAUUGUAGUAAGGAUUGGUGGGCGUUCGAUACACACAGCAUUAGGCCUGGUGAGGUGGUGAUUAUGUCUAGUUCAAAGCUUAGAGCAAACAGUGCUGUCUACUGGCUUUUCUAUACUGGAUUUAGUUCUGAAAAGGUUGAAUCUUUUGAGAGUUUGAUGGGAUUCAAUUUAAAAAACCCGGAAAGGGCUCGAAUUGAUGAUGAUGAGAAUGGUGGUAAUGGUGGAAUUGGUGAGGUUUUCAAGUCUUUUCCGGGUUUGGCGAUGAGUCAAGAUGGGAGGCAUUGGGCUAGGAUUGAAGGGGAGCAUCAUACUGGAGCUUUGCUCGAUGUGGGCUCGAAGGGUGAGUGGGAUUCUUUGUUUAUUGCAGGGCCCCAGGUUGUUUUUCAUGGUAGUGGUGAUCUUAGGAUGUAUUAUCAUUCAUUUGAUGUUGAAAAUGGGCACUUUGCCAUUGGGAUUGCAAGGUCAAGAGAUGGUAUGAGGUGGGUGAAAUUGGGGAAGAUAAUAGGAGGAGGUGCAAAUGGUGCUUUUGAUGAAUAUGGGGCGGUGAAUGCUCGUGUUGUGAGGAACCGGAAAGAUGGGAACUAUGUGAUGGUUUACGAAGGUGUUGCCGCGGAUGGGGGGAGGAGUAUAGGAGUGGCUGUGUCUAAAGAUGGACUGAAGAAUUGGCAGAGGGUUCAGGAUGGCGCGGUUUUAAAGCCAUCUGAAGAAGAUGGAUGGGAUAACAGAGAAGUGGGAUCGCCGUGUCUGGUUCAGAUGGAUGGGGAUUCGGAUGAAUGGAGAUUGUACUACAGAGGAAUUGGUGAAGGGGGGCGGACGGGAAUUGGAAUGGCAGUGUCUGCAGGAAGGGAGAUUAGAAGCUUUAGAAGAUGGACAGGAUUUCAUUUGUAGCAUAUAUUGUAACAUUUUCACUUCUAUCCCUUUUCAAAGCCGGUACUGCAUUGGCUACUUAGCUGUCACAUUCAGCUUGCAUCCUUGCAUUGGCUAUCCAUUUUCUUCGAUUUUUCAUUGAAUGGCCCAUAUUCCUUUUGUACAUGGUGGGAUGAUUUGGUUAACUCUUGGGAUUGCAAGACGAUGGCAAGAGAUGCUUAGGUCUGGCUGGUUGUGUAUGUUGGUGUCUUUGGAAAGCCAGAAAUGUGGUUAUAUUUGAGGAAGAGUUGCUGGAUCCAACAAUUCUUGUGCGUCUAGCCUGUUCUCAAUUCUGGGAGUUUGCUGAUGCUUUUCCGAACCGAUCCUCUUUUGAUGGGGUGAUCACAGCUUCCUCUCAGUCUGCUUCAAUUUGGGCUCCCUCCAUUGUAUUGAGAGGCUAAAUGCAAAGGGGACGCCUCUUCCUUCAAGUCAACAUCCAAAGGAGGGGGUGGGGCGGUUUUCCGCAAUCACGAAGGUGGUGUUGUGAAAGUGAUUGUGUUUAGCCAAAUUUUUGCUUUCAAAUACUUCAGUUGCGGAGGCCAAAUGUCUUAGAAAAUUAAGCAAUAAUGUGGGCGCAAUGUUUGAAUUUCGGUAGAUGUUGGUUUGAGACUAUUCCAUGGAGAUUUGCAGCGACGUAUUUAAGUCAGAUUCCGCCUUAGCCAUGUUUGAAUCAUGGCAAGGCAACGAGGUUGCCCAUGCUGGGGCAAAGCUGUCCGAAAGUCAUAUUGUCACGGAUUCUCAUUUGGUUUUUAUCCGGGAGGAUAUUCUUAGUUUGGUUGAUCGGGAUGAGGGCAGAUUGUCUUUAUAAUUGUGUGUUGUUUGUUUGCUGUUGUUUGCCAAGAAUAUAUAUAUAUAUAUAUAUAUAUAUAUAUAGUAUGUCUUAUUCAUCUUUUUGUUGGAAAUUCCUUUCGAGGAAGAAGAAAUUCACCCUACAAUAAGUUUUGACAUGAAAGUAAUGAAAAAGACUAUUAAGCUCAAUCCACAUACCAGAAUUGAAUCUGAUAUCGAAUUGAUUAAACAUUACCUUUUUUCUACAUGGCAAAUACAAUGCAAAACAUAAGAACUAUGGAAGCAUUAU
This is a messenger RNA of Cornus florida, 2728 nucleotides long. RefSeq lists its product as uncharacterized. Lineage: Eukaryota; Viridiplantae; Streptophyta; Magnoliopsida; Cornales; Cornaceae. The transcript has 2 exons. The coding region runs from base 160 to 1632 and encodes 490 amino acids. The record is from RefSeq and is a predicted model, not a curated record.